Podarcis lilfordi (Lilford's wall lizard) is the source of this 16932-nucleotide messenger RNA. The record is from the annotation of a GenBank genome assembly. NCBI's taxonomy places the organism in Eukaryota, Metazoa, Chordata, Lepidosauria, Squamata, Lacertidae.
GGCGGCGGCGGCAGCGGCGGCAGCAGCAGCAGCAGCAGAGUCCCGUCCGGUCCCGCCCCGCCUCCCUCCGCCUUGUCAUUGAUGUUGUUGUUUCUGUCGCAGGAGCCGGAGGGGAGGCCGAGGCCGGGCUCGGGGCUGCGGCCGCCGGCGGCUGGGCCGGCCAUGUCGUCGGUGUGUGGGGGGCCGGUGGGCGCCGGCUCCCUGCCCAGCGAGCUGGUGGUCCACAUCUUCUCGUUCCUGGCCGCCCCGGACCGGCUCCGGGCCUCGGCCGCCUGCUCGCACUGGCGAGAGUGCCUCUUCUACCCGGCCCUGUGGCCCCGGCUGCGCCUCAGCCUGCGCGUCUGCCCGGCCGAGCGCCCGCGCCUCGACUUCCUCAUGCGCAAGUGCGGCUGGUUCGUGCGCGAGCUCCGCGUCCAGUUCGCCGCCGACAACUACCCCAGCGGAGGAGCCGGAGGCGGCGGCGGAGCAGGAGCCGGAGGAGGAGGAGGAGGAGGAGGAGGCGCCAGCGGGGUGUGCGAGGAAGCGGCAGCCGCGGCGGCCGCGGCGGAGGGAGAAGCGCAGCUCUGCCCUCGCUGGCUGGAGCUGCUGAGGACCUACCUGGAGCUCGUACUCUGCGUGCUGAGCAGCGUCCGCAACAACAGGUAGGACGGCGUGGUGGGAGGCCAGCCAGCGUUAACUAACAUUCACACACACACACACACGCACACGCACACGUACUAACACCAAUGCAAACACACGCCAAGCGGGAGGGAGAGUUGCAAAGCCUUCUGCUUCCCAGCUAGGUAGCUGGGAAGCAGGAGCGCUCUCUCUCUUUCAAAGGUUCAUGUGCUUUCUAACAUCUGCCUGAAGUUCAGUCGAUUGAGUUAUUACUGGGUGGGGGAAGCUGCACCUGUUGAAUUCCCGAUUGUCACGCAUCCCCUUAAAGAUACCUUACUCCUGCUGUGCGCGCCGGGAGGGCGGGGGGAGGGAUGUGUGAGCGGCGAGGAAGGAGCCAUUCUGGAGCAACUCUAAGGGAACAUCACAUGAAGGAACACACGUCUGCACGUCGCCACCCAAAAGUGCUGCGGUUGGGGGGGGGAUCCUUGUGGAGAGGAGUGUUUCUGGAUAGGUAGCUUUGCUACCUUCCGCACGUCAAGUACCUUCCCUGGGCUGUCACCAAAAACAGGGAGCUGUUGAGACAGUUGUUAUUUGCCCUGUGCCCCCUGUUUUGAUGGGCUCAUAAUACUUUUUGUCAUAAGCUGCUAGGAAAACCUGACAGUUGCUUUUGGUUUCUUGACUGAUAGAAACACUAACCAUUCGUCAGCUAACAUGUCACUUCUUUAGUGCCUAAAUCCUUCAAAAUGGGAGACAGUGGCUUUGUGGUGUCCAUUCUAGAACACCUACUGUUAGUGUACUAUUCUGAAGCCAGCAGCAGGGCACAUUAAUAAUUUGCUCUGCUAUAGGCUGUUACAUAAUUGGGAAACCAGUUAAAGAACAUUUUCUUCUUUUUUAAAGGGAGCAAUACAGCAAUACCAGCUGAUCCAAAGUGAUAUCUUUUCCUUUCCAGUGACUCUAGUGUUUGUUGUCAUACAACAAAGGUGUCACAGUUAGUUACAUAUUUUGCAUUUUUAAUUGGGUUUUAUAAACAAGAAUGUUUUACAAAUAAGUAUACCAAGUUUUUCAUGUCAUUUGUAUAUCACAAAAAUAGCAUAAACAUAUUUUGCAUUUGUAAGCCUUUAGCUCUGCAUUCUUCCUCAAGAUUUCCAAAAUUCCCAUUCUGUCAAGGUCAUAUAAUGAAGAAAUCUAAGUUGAUCAGUAAUCUUCCAGAGCUGUUUGUUUCCUUUUGUUUCCUUUUGUGUUACUCUUGUUUCUCUCUGCUCCAAUACAGAAUGAAAUGUCCUUUUCAAGAAAAGAUUGUGCAGUUGUCCAUGCUGUGCUCAUCACUCUUUCCUACAGCCAGUUCUGCACAAUAGAAUAGACUAUAGUUUGCACAUCUUAAGUGAUUUGCAGUAAGAAAAUCCUGUUCACAUCACACAUCUCAGAAAAUUAAACUGCUGCAACUGGUACAGCAACCAUAUGUCAAUGAAAAGAUGUGAUAAGAUCUGAAGCAGCCAAGAUCAGAUUUGUGGCCAUUUUUUUCAGAGAUUUCCAAAUUCCGUCUCACUCUGUUGGGUGCUACAGUGACCAGCUUUUGUCAUGUGGAUACUGAAACACUCAAGUAUGUGUGCUGUGAGCCAGGAAAUUGCAGUUCACUUUCAUGGCAGCCAGGAAAUUGCAGUUCAUAUUUCACCUCAUCUGUGAGCUCACUAGGUGACCCGCUGUGGGGCCUUUCUGUCACUUUUUAUUUUUGCAUAUUUAUUACAUUUAUUUAAAUCCCACCUUGCUCCCAAGGAGCUCAGUGUAACACACAUGGUUCUUCCUCUCCCUAUUUUAUCCUCACAGCACCCAUGUGAUGUAGGUUAGACUUGGAGACAAUGAUUGACACUCUUACACUCACCUGUGGAAAAGGCAGCUGCUUGCUUCAGGGAAGGAGGUAAUCUGCAUGAAAAGUAACAAGCCAAGAACCAGAAAGAGAGAGCAGCAAAGUCCUUUCUUUGAGCUGAUACCCUGUCCGUCAUCUAGAAGAGAGGCUUACAAUACAGCACACACUGCAGGAUAUAUGGUUAUAUAAAAAACAAAACAAAAUAAAAUCAUGCACCUAUUAUAAAAACAGCAACACUAAGGCCCAACUCUAACCAGCAUCACUAUCAGCAGGCCUGGACAAAUUAAUAGGAAACCAUUAGACUGAUGAAGUGCUAGGUCUGCAACAAGGGUGUGGCAGGCUCGAUGAGCCCCUCUCAAGCUAGCAGCCUAUUAAAGCUGUAGGGAAUUUGGGCCUCAGCAGUUUCUUAUAGGACUUACCCUCCCUUUCACUCUGUUAGCUAAUCAUGGUACAUAGAUGACUUCAUGGGCUUUCUUAUUCAAUCCUGCAGAAUCUGAAGAGUGUAAAGAUGAUGGCAUUGCAAGGGCUAUUUGUAUCUUGUGGCUGAUCCUGCAUACUGUCUGCUGGUUUUCCUUUUGAACAUCCCUGUUGCUUACCAGUUGAGGCCAUGCUUGCAUAAAACAUUUCUCCAGUUCUAUUUAUGUAGCCUUAUUUCUUUACCAGCUAGGCAAAAUAAUAAUUCUAUAGAAGUUGACCCCAGUAAUUCUAACUGCAGCUGGUUGAGAUUGCAGAGGCACUCCUGUUUCCUUAAAGUGUUUAUGUAAACAACCCCAUUGAAAGGACCAGCAAACAUGCAAAGCUUCUAUGUCAGCCUUGUAUCUUAACAACCUGCCUUGUGACCAUAGGCAACAAGGAAUUCCAUGCGGCUAAUUAGUUGUCUGGCUAAGGAGGGAUGGAUUGCUGUGUCCAGGCACCACCAACCCACUUCAUUUCUGUUCUCACCACUGGGGAAGAGGCUUUUAUUCCUCUGAGCAGCAUAACAACACAGCCUACUAGCUUUUUAGCAGGCUAGUGGUUUUACUUUACAGGCUAUUAACUCCAGUGGACUUAGUUACAAGGCUGUCUUAGUAUGUCAAUGAUCAGGUAGCUUAAAGAAUAGACUAUGUGUUGCAUAUAAAUGUUCUAGAAGCAUAUUUACCACCACAAAUUUAUUCCUGGAACCCCACAGAGGGGGAAAGCAGCUCAAGCGGUGAGUUAGAAAGAAAAAAAUAGUUGAUAAUGAAAAAUAGUUGAUAAUGCAUCUCUGCACAAGACUUUCUCCAUCUGAAGUUGCUUUUCCUUACACAAAAAGAGCAUCAGGAUUCAUUAUGUGCAUUUUCAUAUUACUUCGUUCCUAUGGUAAUAAGCCAGAGCAUGAUCCUUUAGAAAGGAUUGCUAGACGAGGGUGUGAGCAAAAAGUAGUGUCUGAACUGUAUGUUUUGGUCCUGUGCUGUUGAACGCACACGACUCAAAUAUUGCCAGAAUUCUGACAUGCACGCUUAUUUGAGAAGUAGAAGGAAAUGUGUUUCAUUUGGCAGAACCAUUCUGAGAGUUCAUUAACUAAAUCCAGCAAAUACGUUUGACUCUUUCCUUCUCCUAGUGAAGCAGAACUCUCCCUACCCCCGCGGUUAACUUUCAGAAUUUAUUGAGGAAAAUACUUAAUUGUUGCAGCAGCUUUGUUCUGCAACAACACCUUCUGAAUAAACCUUUAAAGCUGCAAGUCUAACCACAUGUUCCCCUGAAUAAGCCCUGUGGAAAAACCGUAGAAUUCACUUUGGAAUUAAUACGGAGGAUUGUGCUGUAAGUAAGGUGUCGCACCCAAGAAGUUGUCUUUAUUUCGCUUAUGCUCUACUCCUCAAAGAGCAAAUUGCAUGUGGUUCCUGGGCAGCCUCCCAGUUUACAGGGCCAGGCUUGCUUAGUUUCAGCGGCAUCAUGAGUUUUAAGACUAUUCUCUGUUUAGUGUUGAGUAAUGAUCAUGUUGAGUAAUGAUCAUGUACUGUUGUCUCAGGUAAUGGAUGGGGAUGUGCUGCCUUGAUUUCAUCCCUGGAUGAAUGGAAAAUCUCAGGAUCUUUCCCACUCUGCAGUGCUGAUAGCAUGUGUUUGGUGCCUAUCCACAUUCCAUCUGUGCUGCAUAUGAGUUGGGCACUGUGUACACAAUUCACAUUCCAUAAUGCAUAGCCUUCAUUAAUGGAUGUGGGCAUUCAGCAAGAAUAUCUGAACAUCCAGUUCCUUGUUGCAUGCACAAUCCUCAUCCAGCAAAGAAAUCUGCUCUGGAAAGCCUGCUUCUAUGUGUGGCUCUCCUUAGUAGAUUGCAAUUUUAAAUAGUCUUACUGAAGUAAAUUCUGUUAUAACAGUGGGGUCAGUUCACAUAUAACAAACAAACCAUUGUUUGGUGUUGGAGAUGGAGCCUCAAGCUCAUACGUUGUUAUUAUUUAUUGAAUUUGUUAGUCACUUUAUCUUGCCCAAGGCAACUCAAACCGAUUUAUAGCCCAACUCUCCCAAUAGAUACAUAAAAAGCAAGCGGAUGAUUAAAAUUUUAAAUAUUCCACCCACUUCUAAAAGGCCACAGAUAAUUAGAGACCCCAUGGAAUCUUCUUUUUUAGUUCCUGUUAGGAGUGUGCACCAACCAUAAUAUUUGGUUUGAAUCCCAAAGCUUGGCACUUUAUAAAACAACUCAGUUUGGCUCAGGAGAGUGAAUCAGUUCCAUUUGCCCCCCACCCUUCCAAGAUUGGGAAUUCAAAUGGCUCUAAUUUGUCCCCCUUUUGAUAGAAGUAGGUGAAAUUUGCAGUCAUAGCAACUCAUCCAUAGUAAACUAAGCACAUCCAGGGGCUUUUGUACUGGACACCUCCUCCCAGACAUCCCACUUGGCUUCACCAUUUUUCUGAAACUGAUGCACACCCCUAUAUCCUGUGAAACCUUUGCCACAAACUAUGAAAUAACUAAGUGAUUGUGUGUGUGAUUUGGAGAGUGGGCAAUCAGACCUUGCUCUUGUAUGUCUUAACUUCUUCCAUGUAAACAUACUUAAGACUGGGUGGGGGGUAGGAAAUCAAAGGAUGAAAUAGCCUUAUCUUUUGAGGCCCUGAAAUAAUAAUAUCCUUUGAGGCCUUCUCUUCCUUCUCCUUGGUUGCAGGUGCAGUGGUAUUAAACUGAUUUUUUUUUAUUUGUUCUCCAUAAUUAGUUUCUUCAUAGCACCUAGAAAAGGUGCUGUUUUGAAUUGUUUCAAAUAUUUUCAAGGUCUGAAAUACAGAUACUAAACUAGUUCUUCCUGUUGCUUUACUUUCUCUUCCUCCAUCUGCAAUGCCUGCUGGUUGGUUAUCUUCUUUUGUCACAUUUGGUUUCUGGGGAAAUACGCCUGCUCUUGACCUGUACGAGAUAAAUUAUGUAGUAAUGUUAACUUGUUAGAGCAUCUGUGUAAUAAAAAUGAAUAGGCUUGAAAAGGAGGUGAAUAAGCUAGGAAAGAAAGCGGCAUAUUAGCAUGUUCAGCAUUAUGCAGCAAAUAGGCUUCUGAAAGAUAAGGCGUUUAUUUCUGUCAUUGAACUCUUGAAAGAAAAAGGGCACACCGGAGGCACAUUUACUGAUCAGCAUAGCAAGAUUGCUUGUUCUGGAGAGAUUUUCAGUAUUUUACAGAAUAGUGGGAAAUUUCCAUGUCAUCGCUGUAUGAGAUCAGAGAGUUGGUGGCUUUGUUUUUCACACAGCAUGAUUUAAAAUGGCAUAUUUUAUUGCACCAGCUAGUUAUUCAAAAUGGUUUGCAAGCAAAAUAUUCUUCAUCAAGCAGUUGGAGAGAAAAAAAUAGAAAUGAAGGAGAUAUGCUUAGGUUGAAGAUCCAGUGGCCGAGGCUGAUGUUGCUUCUGACUGUCUCAUUUAUUCUUCAGUUACAUAACAGGCAGUGAUAAAAUUUACAAUCUCUUCAAAACCUACAGUAUGUCUUUGUCAAACACAAAUGGCCUGAAGUGCAGAGCCUAAAAAGUCAACUUUAAGUGACUAUUGUAACUAAUCAAGAACAUAACAGCCUGGAAACUAAGGAAAUAUAGUCCCAUGCUUUGAAACGUUUGUGUUCUGAUUAGAAUUUUGGAGUGGCAUGGGGAGGAAGCUAAAUUCUUCUGUUCAAGUGAAGAACCUAUAUUCUCCGUAGGAGAGAACAAUGUAGUGGUUCUCAGGUUUGGGAAUACAAACUCAUGAUUUACAUUUACUAAUGGUUCUGACUUCUCAUAAUGUUUUUAUAACUAUCUUGUUCAAAGCCCUUCAGAGAACAUCCCUGUUUGCAGUUCACACCAUGAUAACUUUCUUGGCUGCAAUGCCACCCACAUAAUGCAGUGGCAUCAUGACAUACAGCGUGAGCAAGGCUCACUGCUAAAAAUGGACAGUGCUACAUCAAAAAGCACAGUAUACUGUACUUAGCUGGAAAUUCAUAUGAUACAGUGCAAUUCUCCAUGGCAUAGUGUGGGCAGAUAAAGUGCAACUGUCCUGUUUGCUACGUCUGAGUAACUCUAUUCCCCCUACCAUAAAUGACUUAAUGCAUUUGAGAGGUAGGUGCUUUGUUUUUUUUAAAUGAAAGCUUAAAUUCAGAAAAAAAGAGCAAAAUGCACCCUGUCAUUGAUGUUUGCUUGACAGCUUGAAUAACGAUAGAGCAAAAGAGGCCAAUCUUUUAAUUUCGCCUUUAUUAAACUGCAACGAGAUCCCCAGGGAUUCUCAGAAAUUGCAGUUAUAAAAUAUGCUUUUGACGUGAGUGUACAGCCUCUAGAGUACAGGCCUAUUUUGAAACUGGUCAAUACUUAGGAGCCUGGACAUCGCCCUCUCUGAGCAGCUACUGUGUCAGGACUGUGAUGUGAAAAUGCAGCACCCGGCUGGAGGAAGCAGCCUGUCUUAGUUUCCUCCUUGUCUUCUACGUGUUCAGUGGAAGACAGUUCAUAAUUGAGGAGGUGGAAAAUGCAGCAAUUAUGGCAGAUAGAGUGGUGAACGAUACGCCCCAAUGUUCCUAUCUAAGGCAUUACCUAAGCCAUUAAAUAAUUUGUAGUAGAUCCCUAAACUUUUUAAAAACUUUCUUCCCAAGAAAACACUGGUUAAAAAAGAGUAAUCAUUCUACUGUUAUAAUUUUUUAAGUAUGUGGGAAAUUAUUGAGAAACCUCUUCACUGUCUGAUAUAAUACUAGUGAAAUUUGACAGAUUUCCACCUACGAACAUGAGGGAACUGUGAUGUGGUUGCUAAUAUUUUUAGGCAACAUUUUACACAUGUACGUAUUCCUCUAAUUGGUAGAUAUUUUGGAUGUCAGUAAAAUGUUAGUUUCGCUAAUAAAGGUUUGGGGCAUCUUUCCAAUCCCGCCUUUGUGGAAAGUCUUGCCACAGCAGUAUCUGUUGUGGCAAGACUCUUGUUUACUUUUUAUAUUCUUCUAUGUACCUGCUUUCUGAUAGCUAGUAGGUGUUAGUUUUCUCUCUGCUUCAUAGCUUGGUAUUGUAUUCCGAAACUGUAUUUCACAGAAACCGCAGUGCACAUGAAUGUGUAGCUGAAAUGGUUGCAUUGACUACUUUUAGUCUCUGCCAAUGCACUAACACUACACAGGCAAGUUGUUGCAUCUGGCUCUUCCAACCACAAAAGUAAAAUAAAUCACAAUGCAGAAUGUCAGAGUUUGAACAUACUAGAUCACUUUAUAACAUUAGAUGUGUUUCUGUUGUGGACUAGGUGGCAGUGAUAUAAAUCUAGCAAAUUAUAUUCUGUUUGACUAAGAAGUAUAGCAUGGACUAUACUUUAAAAGUUAAGCGUGUGGCUAGACAAAUGGUGGCCUAGUGAAUAAAUCUAGUUUCUAAAGGUUUUCUGCCUGGCUCCUUGCACAGCCCCUGAUCACCAGGAUGUCUCAGACAGGACCAUGUGCUCUUAUGGUGUAGUCAGCCAUUUUCUUCCUGGGUGAGGCACUUGUCUUCUACACUACAAACAGAAUAAACUUGGGCAGACCUCUUUAUCUCAUUGUGCACCUAAACUCCUGUGUACAAGCCAAAGCACAAAGAAAUAGCAGUGAGCAGUGAAGGUGCAUAGAAGGUGCAUAGAGUGCCAAAGUUUCUGACGCAGAUUGUGCUGGAGAAGAGGAUGCUGAAGAGCGCAUUCGCUUUAAUUUUGCUCAUGUAGGUCCAAGCAGAGCCCACACUGCAGGCCUUUCGGCCAUUGCUCAACUGAAAAUAUGGCUUCUGAAAAUUAGUUGCUGAACAGAGAAUUAAUGGCUUUGCUUGAGUGCAGCAUAUAAAAUAAGGCUGGGAAGAAUUAAUAGUUUCUGAAGGAUCUGGGACAUAAUAUGGAACACAAGGUUCUCCAAGCAAUUCCAUAAAUUGCUCUAAAGCUCAAAUGCAAUCUUAAUGCAGGUUGGAAACAAUUGUGCAUAAACCCUAGAGCUAAUGUCAUACAUUAGAAAAAUGCUGUGUUUUACACAGUGGUUUAAUGGGUAUUACUAAAUUGCUUGUGUAUUUUUAGGACAUUACAGUUCAUGAUAACACAUGACUGAAGGAGAUCCAGAGUUCAUCAAGUUAGCCUGGCGCCAGGAGCUGUCACUGCUGCUGCUGCUGCUGCUGCUGCUGCUGCUGCUGCUGUGGGAUCGACUGGGCUCUGGCUGCUGAUGGGCUGGUGGAAGCCUUGUGCAUGAAAUGAAUGGAAAUGUAAUAGCAUGUCUGCAGAGUAUGGCUCAGAUCCCUCUGUGCAUAGUUUCCUGGGAGUAAGCCCCCCUAAAAGUGAGACUUGCUUCCAAGUAAAUGUAUAUAGGAUUGAAGUGUGUGCUGUGAUACCUAAUCUCUCUGUCUCCCUCUUUCUCACAUACACGGGCAGAUGCGUUCACAUACACUUCAAGUCAUGAUGUGCAAGCAGUGCCCACUGUGCUAAAGGUGUGUGUAGAAUAGAUAGUGCCAGAUUGUUAAAGUAAGCAACUGACCCCAGAUAUUUUGAUUAGUUAUUCACGUGAAUUGGUAUGUGAGGGCUUACUAUCUUUGUCCCUGCAGCAACCACCACUCCUCCUUAUAGCAUCCAACACAACACAUGGCAUCCUAUUGCGUUGCUCAUCUCCCGGUCUUUGCCUCACAGCAUUGGCAGAUGGGUUAGCAUAGUGAUUUUUUGUGUGAUGCAUUUUAUGUGUUGGAUGAUGCUACAAGAGAGAGUGACAGCAGUGGCAGCUGUAGCCCUCUUAUAAGGUUUAGCCUGGCUUUCAGCUGUGCAGCAUGUACAGCUUAUGCAACUACACACAACUUUCAAAUGACAAUGCUGUUCUUUUAGAAUUUACGGUACCUGAGGCAAGAAGUCUUUGGCUGCAGAGCUAAAAAUAGCAAUACUGCUUGAUGUUCUUGGGUGCUCACUGCUGCUUCUAAUUAAAAUGUUCACAUUAUUGUGGAGCAUAUAGAUCAGGUAUGAAAGCUGACCCUUUAGAAAAUCCUUUGGAAAGCAAUCUCUGUGUUUUGCAUAUUGGCAAUAAAUGAUGCGCUCAAAAUAUUGACGUAUUUGAGGCAUGAACUUUGCUGUAUGUGACUAGUCUUCGGAUCUCUGCACAAUACGUUAUGACAACUCUGAGUAGCUACCAACUGAGUGGCACCCUGCCAAACUUAGGUUUGAACUGACAUAAACAUAGUUAAUUUUCUACAGAGAGUGCUUAUGCUUCAGGUUGAAUUUAUGAUCAAAAGUCAAUAUUUAAAUUCAGGGCUGUAGCUAACCACUCAUCUAGUAGUCACUUAAUGGGAAUAUGAGUUGCUACAACCAGACAAGCAAGCUUUUGUUAAUUGGAAGAAACCUGGCUCUCCUUUACUGUUUUUUAGACCACUAUUGAGUGGGUAGCAGGCGCUACUUGCAGUAGAUGGUUUUUAAUAGACCAGCCUUCACCAACCUGAUGUCCUCCAAAUGUCGUAGUGCAAAACAUCAGGAGGGUGCCAAGUUGGUGAAUGCUUCUUCAGACUUGUUUAUACAACAGUUUUCUUUUUAAUACUGUACAUCUAUGGAAGCAAAAGUGAGCAAAUUGUUUUACUUGGCUGCCUACAGAACACCAAAGUAGAGGAGGCUGGAGCAGAAUUGAGAAUUUAGAAUAAUAUGGGGGGCAAAAGUGUACACCCUGAAAUAUUUAAACAUGAUUUUCAGUGAAGCAUUAGUAUAGGUAAUAAAUGAAAGGCUAUGUAUGGAACUAUAAACUCGUCUCCAGAUAAGUUGUGUAUGUACCUUUAAGUAUGAUGGCCUUGGAAACAGCUGUUAUUAGUCAGCUUCACUGAAAAUAAUCUAGGGAAUGGCUGCUGUUUGCUGCCUUUUACUUUGUCCUCUGUGAAGAUCUGGCAAGUUAUCUAAUCUGUACCUGGGAGAAUCCAAGAGCUUCUAAGUAAAUAUUAGGCAGGGCAUCGUGUUUAUGCCUGAGCCACGCAAUAUAGAAUUUACCAAAAAUGUCGCAACUCUGCUAAAAACAUAACCACAUAACCUGGAGAGUGAUGCAGUCUGUGAAGGCGGGCUAGAAGGAAAUCUGGUUAGAUGGCUUUUCCAUUCCAUCCUUUAUAUUCAAGCAUUUUAUUCUUGGGUGGAAAAAAGCCAAGAAAAUAAGCAGGUUCUUGCAAAGAAAGCACAUCUACAUCAUAGGUUCUAUACAGUCUCUGUCACUAGCAUGGCAAGUCCCAAAUAGCUGCACCGAGUGACCCUAGGUACAGGAGAUUUCAUUCUGGUGUAUAUUUUGCAAGCCCCUCUGCAAUGUUAUGUCCACAUAUAACCAUUUCCUUACCGCUGUCUAUAUUCAUGAGGAUUAUUUCUAGUAUCCUGUGAUUCAGAAAAAAGAUUCACUAUAUUGUGACGGAAUUAUGUUGGGUUCUUUUCUAGUUUUGAACAAAUUUAAAUGUAUUGUAAAGCUAUUUAGCUUGGUCAUUCAAAUGUACCUUGGUUAGAAGGGGCAACUAGUUUCUAGAUUUCAUGUACUGGAAGGCUAUAGUGUUACUGUGUGGAUUGCGGUUCAUAUAACACAAAAACUUGAGCUAUUUUCAAAUGCUCCUCUAAUGCAAAGCCUCUGACUUGACACUUUUCCCUUCCAAAUAGGAAUCUCCAGAAAUUAAGUCUCUUUGGUGAUAUAAGCAUUCUGCAACAACAUGGAAGUAUAUCAAAUACGCACCUCAGCAAAGUGGAUCCAGAUGGAAAAAAGAUUAAGCAGUAAGUUGUCCAAAAUAUAUUGUUACAGUAUUGCAGUUUAAAGAAAUGGGAUGUGUGUGUGUUGUAAAUGCAUUGUUUUAGAAUAUAAUCCAUUGUCUUCUCUGAUGAUUUAGUACUGAAAAUAAUGGCUCAUGGUUUCACAGUGUCUAUCGUUCUUUGUUGCUGCAAUUUCCUUUGCAAAUUGGACAUCUUUUCUCAGAACAUGAUUACUCUAAAAACAAGCCAUUUGCAGUAGUUGGGAGAUUUUCUCCUACAAAAUUCACAUUCUAGGAUAAAUCAUUUUAAGCAAAGCAGGAAGGGGUGCCAGGGACUGCUAUAGCAGUAUUUUCAUCUAGCAAUUCUCAGUAUAAACUUUAUGCUAUCCAUGUCACAUUGCUAAAAGCAGGUGCAUUCUGCAAAAAACUGAGCAACUUUCAUACUGCUUCAGACACAAUUAACCUGACUAUUCUCACAAUUAACUUCAGGAGUAAAAUAUGAGACGUGUGGGGACUGUGUACACUGGCCUCAGUUCCUUGGUGGAAGGGUGGGAUUAGAAUGUUCAUCGUUAUCAGAGUUGUACUUGCUAAUUAGAAGAAAGGUUUCUGGUACAGUUAACUCACAUCUUACGUGAGGGGUCCACACAUUUACGCAAAAAUGCAUAAAGCCAGGAACCCUUUGGAACACACACACACCCCGGCAAAAUGGAGGGUUGUUUGGAUUCUGCCAGAGCUGCUGUUCCAAAACCAGCGAUCACAGCUUUGCACAGGUGGGUGGGGGGAAAUAAAUGAAUGGAGAAUGGGUUUCCUCCACUCUCCAGUUAGAUAUUUAUUUCCCCCGCCGACCAAAGUUGCAAUUGCAUAAGUAAAAUAAGCGUAAGAUGCAAGUUACUUCCUACCCCCCAUUAUUUUCAUCAGCCGGUAUAAAUAGGUUACAUACAGAUGUCCAUCACUCUGAAUGUGGUACCAAGUCAUGACUCGCAUGUGAGAAAUGGUUAUCGUGGAACAAGCAUCACGGAUAGAGCUUUCAUAUAAUCAAAUAUCACUUCCGCCAUUUGGCUUCAAAUCAAGUGUCAAGCUGAAUGAUGUACAAGCAUAUACAGCAUUAAUCAGUCCUGAUUUUCCCUUUGGAGUAUCAUUUGAAUGAGAUACGCAAAGUGCUGAUGCAGUGAGUAGAUACAAGCACUAUUGAACCCACCACGCUGUGCUCUCUAGGACUUCUAGCAAUUGGUAGCUACCCUACACAUAUGCUAGUUACAAAAUGUGAGGAAGAGAAUCAAAACAAGUUAGCAUGCACAGUUCCAAAAGGGCAAAAUGAAUUUUCUUUUAUAUUUGUUUAAAACAAAAAGGAAGACAACAGAACUUUAAAAAGCAAGUGCAAUUCUGCUGCUGGAACUUUAGACUUAUUUUUAAAUGGUGUGUUCUUUCUUUCCUUCACUACCACCCCACCCACCCCUGCUACAGCCAGUGUGUUUCUAAUGCAACACCGUUUGCAUUAAAGGUGUAAAGCUUUGUUGCUUCUUUGUCUAUUGAACUUGGCUCAGAAUUAAAAAAUUAAACUAUAAAAGAUUAAGACGGUUGCGUCUGUUUCUUCUUGCAGAAUACAGCAGCUGUUUGAAGAAAUAUUGGGUAACAGCAGACAACUGAAAUGGCUGUCAUGCGGGUUUAUGCUACAAAUCGUAACACCCACAUCGUUGUCAUCUCUCUCAAAUCCUAUUGCCAACACUAUGGAACACCUGAGUUUACUGGACAACCACAUCCCUGGUAAUACCACUCUUAUCACUGCGGUUGAAUUGGAGCGUUUUGUCAGUCUUCGCUCACUCGCCUUGGAUUUCUGUGAUUUUACAGCAGAAAUGGCAAGAGUCCUGGCUGAUAGUAACCAUGUGCCUUUGCAUCGACUGUCUCUUCUGGUCCACAAUAUUUCCGUAAUGCACAAGUCCCUGGAAAAUAUGCCAGAAGACGAAGAUUGGAAGGCACUGACACGCAACAGCACUAAUCUUCGGGUCUAUAUAAUGGCUUUUGAUAUCAAGAGCGAUGACAUGCUAAGGAUUCUUAAACCCAGUAUCCCACUGGAGAGGAUUCACUUCGACAGCUACAUCACUUGCGUUUCAGGAGCUGUUGUUGAUCUCAUAUCUAGGCAGUAUGAUAAGUUUCUCACUCAUUUCAUACUAAUGAAUGAUGUGAUCGAUAUGUCUGGCUUCCCAGAUCUCAGCGACAACCGAACCGAAGACCCAUUGGUUUUAUUGGCCUGGAGGUGCACAAGGCUCUCUCUUCUGGCAGUGCAUGGUAGGCAAUUACAGAGGGGCAAAACACUGCUAGUUUAGAAACCUACACAUUCAUAUGGGUAUGGGUAUGCCCUUGAGAUUUCCCACUUAAGUAUUUUUCUCCAGGUUUUGGGAGAAUUCCCAAAGUAUUGGGUGUUGGGGCAGGGAAUAAAUUGUGCUCUGGCUUCAGGCUAGGAUACGCUGUGCAUAUCAACAUGAUUAUAUGGUGGGAAACUGUUACUGCCUUCAGAACACAAGACUCACAGUUGCCAAAAAACAACAACCCAACAACCCUUAAUUGAUAGGAAAAUAACUUCCUGCACUGUUGGAUUGUCCUUACUUUAGACGGCUUCACCCAACAUAUUUUACGAUUAUUGGCUCCUUUAACACGAGCCUUUAUGCUACAUACAUAUCAUGCUGCAAAACUACCAAGAAAUCCCAUGAGACAUUUCCUUACUCAUCUGCCCGGAAUUAUUGGGGAAGGGAAAAACAGGCAGCUCCGCAAAAAUUAAAUACAAAAAGAAGCAGCAGCAAUAUUCACUUUUUUAAUUAACGAGUAAGUAAACUGACCAAUUACUGGGGUGAUUUCUUGAAAAGAACCUCAUUAGGAAAAUUGCUAAAUAGGGAGACGUUAGCUUUGAGACUGUAAAAUAUUAAAUUACCUUUGGGGUAGGGUGGGGAGGGAGAGGGAAGAAAGACAAAGUCCUAAAAAUUAGUAAUUGCUUUUUUGUGUUUCAGGUUAUACUGUUUGGGCUCACAACCUGAUUGCCAUUGCUCGUCUUCGUGGCUCUGAUUUGAAAGUUCUUGAAGUCACAGAAGAAAGCAUUGAUUUUGACCAAGGUGAAUUGGCCGAUCAGGAUGUGGAUCCGGUGCACAAUCUCAUUGAGCAGGUAUCCCUUGGAUUGGGCCGACCUUGGCACGCAGUCAUGGACAUAGAAUUACUCAGUGUCUUUACUGAGCCAACUCGUCAUUUUUACAGAGAAAUGCAAAGCUUCAGUGAAGGCAUUUAGUUCUCUUUAUUUACAGUUCCUGUGGUUACAUAUGCAAGUAGGGUCCUAUUAUGUUUUUCAGUAGUGUGAAUUAACCCCUCUUGUGCUGUGUUUAAUCAGUAUUAGCUAUAUAGAAUUAUAUAUGUAUAUUCUACUUCUUGAUCAAAGAACGUAGUCGGGUAUUGGUUUAGAAGCUGAAAGUGGCAACGUUUAGGGCUUUCACGGUUAAUGGACUUGUCUACAAAAAAAAAAAAAAGCAAAACUCAGAUGUGGCUGAAGGUUGUCUGAGGUUGCCGGCUAACUUUCUUUUUGUACUGAGUAACUCUGCAACUUCACUGAUUUUACUAUUGUCGGAGUUUUUGUGCUCAGGAGCCAAAAAUCUUUUUACUAUCCAUAGCCCAGUGGUUUUGAAUGCAGUCAUUGUCAUGUAAACUAGUAGCAUGCUACUUAAAGCUUUUUUUUUUUUUUAAAGAGAGAAAAAUCAGGACUAUCCAAUACCAUUUACUGUAAACCUUUGCUUUGAUUUCAUGUACAAUAUCUGGAGCAUGAAAUAUUGCCACUCUGCAAUCUCCUCCUUAAAUAUGAAGCAGUUGUCUCUUGCACAGUAUAGCUUCUUCAGAUGCUUACCUGACUCUGAAAGCUAUCAAUCGUAGUUUCAUUGUAAAUUAAUUGUAGCUUCUUUUUCUUGUGGUCUGUCAGCUUCUCCGUACAAGUUAGCUUUGGGCCCAGAUUUAAAAAGAAACGUCAAGUCUCUACACUCCGAUGGGGUAAAACCAUAAUGAUUUAAAGAUAGAAAUUUAAGUCUACUUUGCUUGCAAACAAACAUUAGUCGUGAAAUCCCUAGCAACUAAGUCACUGGAUUUUCUCUGUCAGCGCCUGUGUCAGCUGCCAAAGAAUAGAUUUAAAACGAAGAAGUGCCCACAUGCUGGCAGGGGCAGGCCAAUUUUUGGCCAGCCAGAUACUGCUAGAUUGUAAUAUAUAAGGUCGAAUUUCGACCUGUGGUACACAGCUGUGCUGUGGCUCAGUCAGCAACCUCAGAACUCUUAAACAUGCACCUGUUUCACUGUGAAUAGUGAAUGUAAAGGAAAGAAAGGAAAACAGAUAAUACAAACCUUGUUCUAUCACAGGUAUGAGCUGCUAUGAUGCAUGAAGAACAUUCCAUGAAGUAUGUUUUAAAAUCUUGUUAUAUCUGAGAGGCUUUAAAAGCCGAUUUAAACUGUUUCAGGGCAACCGCGGUACAGACGUGGUCUCUGUGAGACUUCCACCUGACCCAAGUUUUAAGUGGUACGAAUGUUGUGCAUUUAAUGUUAAAGGACAGUCUGCAAUAAUAAAGUUAAGUGGCCAACGUGGGUGCCCAGCAGUGCUGAGACCUGGCUGCCAUAUUGUAAGCUUUGGAAAACACAAUUUAUGCAACAGAUGUCCAGAUAUGAUUCUAUUUAUGGAAAAGUUUAUAUGUGUUUUACAAAUGGUUUUACCAUCUUAUAUUAAAAUGACCUUUUGACAGGUGUGCGCUGUUUUGUCUCCAGUGAGCACAUACCAUGCGGAUUUUAUAUGUACAUCAGUAGAGUGAAUCCACUGGCACAGUGUGUGUGAAUGCCAGAUGUGGUGAGAUUUUAUCUUAUAAAUGUGAUCAGACUAAAGUAACUCCUGACAGAAAUUGUAAGGAAACCAGCUGAGUGUUUGACUUGAUGACUGAUGUUGUAUGGUUUAUGUUAAAUGUAUAUUCUUUUAAUCAAUGAAUAAAGCAUUAAAAUUGAUCAUGGAAAAAUAUUUUAUUAUAUCAGCAUGGUAGUUUUAGCACUGAACAAAUCACACUUUUCGUUGAAAACUAUCUUGCUUGUUUCCACUGUUUAAAUCCAGAAAGCCUUGAGUUCUGAAGUAAGUCAGACAUUUAUUUGGCUAAUGCUUUAUGAACAUUUUUUUUUAGGAAACCAAGCUAAGUAGAAUAUCAUAAUUUGAUAUUGUUUGCUUAAACUGGCAGAAUAAAUCUUUAAAAGUGUAGAAUAUGGAAAGCCCAAAUCCCUCCCGUAGCAAAUGCUUAUAUCAAAAUUGAAUGUGUUCUAAAACAGCAACAACUGUGUAGUACUUAUAUCCAUGUCCCACUAUUAAAUAGACUGUGAACACUUACC